Alternaria rosae is the source of this 2390-nucleotide messenger RNA. RefSeq lists its product as uncharacterized. NCBI's taxonomy places the organism in Eukaryota, Fungi, Ascomycota, Dothideomycetes, Pleosporales, Pleosporaceae. The record is from RefSeq and is a predicted model, not a curated record. The coding region runs from base 254 to 2353 and encodes 699 amino acids. The transcript has 6 exons.
GAGAUACUCUUUACGGUAUGAAGAUCGCGAGUACUGGUCUCGAGGCGCCAGGAGCAAUGGUCGUCGUUUCCUCAGUAUUCAUCAUUCGCCGCAUCACUUUGCCAAGCAUCGUCGAGCAACUGUGCCUCCUUCAGAUUGUACAUUGCAGUGGAUUCGAAGCUUCUCGUAGCAGAAUGACAUGGUAUUUAGUAGAUACGAUGUAUCGCAGUAGCUUCCUUCAGCACAGCGGUCUACUUCAUCUGUCAUUCCAAUCAUGGAUCUUUUUGGAUACGGGACGUCUCUCGAGCUCGAUGCGAAAUUUGUGAGAACUGGCGCAUGGACUAACCAGGAUGAUGGGCCUAUCCUCGGAAGAACGAUAACGACUGACACGCAAACUGGCAAUCUUGUCGUUGCCCUACUAGCUAUAUUAUCAACCCUCGGUACGGCACAUCUUUGGCAUCUGAUCGCAUUUGCGAUCCAUCAAUUUCGAGCCAAUGGCCAUCCAGCAGAUGCUUUGUUCAGACAACAACAAGCGCUGCUCCGUACGCUUCCGACUCCAAGCUCAGUCAUUGCUGAAGCGCUAAAGCUAUAUUGGGCUUGGAGAAAAAAGGCGGAUCGACCCUUUCUACGGUCAAUAUUGUUGGUACUCAUUGCCAUGCUUUUCGCAGCGAUAACGAUUACCGCCUCCAUCUUCUCCUCCCUCAUUGUCGACACUGGAACGGUUACAGUCAUGGUAAAUUCUCCGAAUUGCGGACAAGUAAACCUCACUGGAACAGUAUGGCGGCCAUACGGGCAGCUGAUUGACAGAGCUGCUUCUGCAUAUACCCGGGAAUGCUAUCGUGAUGGCCCACUGCCUCCAGCCUGCAAUGUAUUCACGCAACCCAACAUACCGCUCAACCUUGAAAACGUUCCUUGUCCCUUCAACGAAACCAUGUGCGAUACCAAAGACGCCGUUCGCAUCGACUCCGGUCUUAUUGAUGUCAGCAAAACUUUCGGACUGAAUCUGGCUGCUCAAGACCGCGUAUCCUUUCGCAAGAAGACUGAGUGUACCGUUCUACCAGUAGAAGGAUACUAUGAUGUCGUUGAUUUGGAAGAAAGGCCUAUGUGGAAACCCGAUUAUCGAGAGAUCUUGCCGGGAGAACAGGUUGCGGUUUUUUUCUACGGGCCAAGGACUCCUCUCGAAACUGGAGAGAGCUACUACGUACACCUUCUUUCCUCGAACUCUAGUGGAAAUCCUUGGGUGCCUCGCGGCCUGCAAUGGUUUAGAAAGAAUGAAACCAUCGCACAAUCAAGUUGGAUUCCUAGGAGGGGGAUAAAACCUAUCAACGCAGACGAAGCAGAAAGCGAUAUUAUCUUGAAGCAGUUCUUUGGUGGUUCCCUCUCCUUCGAAAAACCGAUCAACGACCCGCUUUAUUCUUCACAUAAAGAAUACGAAAAGGUUGACUUCUCUACUGGCGAGGUAUCUAUGCGCUAUCAAGCUGAUCACCCUAGUAAGGCAGUUGCAUGUACCCAAAACUUGCAAUACUGCCAUGCAAGAGAUGGCAAAGAAGAUUGGUGUACGCCAAUGGAAGGUGUACCCCAUCCUCAACAUAUCGAACAAGAUUUCUCGGAAGCAAACGAGGUGCAGCGGGCGAUAUUAGAGCUGCUGAUCAGGUCGACGUGGUUGCACCCAACCUCGGAUGUUCUAUCAUGCAAGGUCAACACAAUGAUAUCUUUGAACGAAUUCACAGUUAGAGACAUACCAGACGACUUCUGGAAACAAGAAGUCCUUGGCUGGGAACAGCAGACUUGGGGGGCUAUGCAAGUUAUGGUAUCGCGUCAUGCCAUAGGGCCCGCAGAAGGUGAUUCGUUAGCAGACGGGUAUCUCAUAGAGCCGAAGACUGAGGGCGAGCGGACUCUUUGUGGGGCGCAGAAGAUGAAGAAGACUGGUGGGUUUGUUAACAUCAAUGUCUUCGGUCUCUCGUUCAUCAUAGCCUUCUCCGUCCUCGUCGCAAUCAUCGACAUCACACUCCUCAAAUUCCUUGUUUACCUCACUCGCUUCCGCCGCGCGCUCGGUCCUCGCAUCGCCCGCUGGACACAAGACGGAGUAUGGCAACUGCAACGUCGAGCCUACGAGGGAGAAGGCCACCGCAAUUGGACUGAUUUGGAGAGCGAAAUUCCGCUCAUGGAGAAGGGUCAUAAGCUCAAGGAUCUACCGAUCAUGUGGAGGCCUGGCAAGAGUCCGAUAAUGGUGCAGACGUCUUCGUUCGCUUCGACGAAUUUGACAAUAUCGGAGCAGCAGUCGGUAAGCGAGUUAGCAGCGGAGGACGUAGAGACCGCGCCGGUUAUCAACGAGCCGCGGAGAGGCUGGUUUAGCUUUUGGCGACGUCAAUAGUUGUAAUUCGUAUGCCAACGCCUCAUGUCGAUCAUGA